AUGAACCUGACAGAGUUUAAACAGAGUUUAGUUUAUAAUGGAAACUACAUGGAUUCUGUAAUUUGUCCUGGAGAGUGUGUAUUAAUUCUAAAUGAGGUUUGGACUGUAAUUGAUCUCAUAUAUUCAUUUAUAUUUCCUCUUUCUGUCAUAAUCAUAUUGUAUACUCUAGUGUUUGUGAUUGCUAAGAAACAUGCCACUGCUAUCAGAGAGCUUAAUAAUCACACACGGCCUCAAACACAGAAACUCACCUCAUACUCCAUGAAAUCUGAGAGAAAAGCAGCUAAAGUCCUCGGUAUUUUAGUGUCUGUGUUUCUGAUGUGUUUACUUCCAUAUUUUAUUUACAGUUUAUUAGGAAAUGUUAUUGAAGUACAGACAAAAACUAUUCAGAAACUUAUUAUCCUACUUUAUCUUAAUUCCACCUUAAAUCCAUUUAUUUAUGCUCUGUUUUACCCGUGGUUCAGGAGGUGUGUUAAAUUAAUCAUAAAUCUGCGAAUAUUUCAAACAGACUCUGCAUUAAUUAAUGUCCUUUUAUGA
Messenger RNA from Tachysurus vachellii, 534 nucleotides. RefSeq names its product trace amine-associated receptor 13c-like. Lineage: Eukaryota; Metazoa; Chordata; Actinopteri; Siluriformes; Bagridae. Gene Ontology annotation, biological process: G protein-coupled receptor signaling pathway. The coding region runs from base 1 to 534 and encodes 177 amino acids. The transcript has a single exon. Gene Ontology annotation, cellular component: membrane. The record is from RefSeq and is a predicted model, not a curated record. Gene Ontology annotation, molecular function: trace-amine receptor activity.